Molecule: messenger RNA, 909 nt
Organism: Xenopus tropicalis (tropical clawed frog)
Lineage: Eukaryota; Metazoa; Chordata; Amphibia; Anura; Pipidae
Product: prostasin-like
Exons: 4
Coding region: 1-858 (285 amino acids)
Biological process (GO): proteolysis
Molecular function (GO): serine-type endopeptidase activity
Source: RefSeq, a predicted model, not a curated record
AUGGCUCUCCUCAUACAAUGCAACAGAAAAUACAAUCAACGUAGACAAUCCAGGCACCACAACAGCAGCAACCACCCAGGGGGCAACCGCAUCUUCUGGAUCUUCCUCAAUUCCCAGUCCCCAUCAGACUUUGAGGUUCGGCUGGGCGCCUACCGGUUGGCUGAGACAAGCCCCAAUGAGAUCACAUACACGGUGGAUAGAAUCAUUGUGAACCCCCAGUUUGACAGUUCACCUCAUUAUGGAGACAUUGCCUUAAUCAGACUAACGAGCCCCAUCACCUACACCCCGUACAUCCUACCUGUCUGCCUGCCUUCAACAUCUAACUGCUUUCCUGACGGCAUGGAAUGCUGGGUAACUGGAUGGGGCACAAUUUCCUUAUAUGUGAAUCUACCAUAUCCUAAGACCCUGCAAGAAGUGAUGACCCCACUCAUUAACAGGACAAGAUGUGACCAAAUGUACCACAUUGACUCCCCGGUCAGUGCCAGUAGAAUUCCUCAUCUGGCAGCAGCUCUCUGCAAUAAAUGCCCCUUUUUGUCUUCCAGGGAGACUCAGGGGGGGCCCCUUGUCUGUAAAUUACGGGGAGUCUGGUAUCAAAUUGGCAUUGUGAGUUGGGGAAUUGGAUGUGCUUAUAAAAACCAACCUGGAGUUUAUACCCUGGUGCCGGCCUACAAGUCAUGGCUCUCCUCAUACAAUGCAACGGAAAAUACAAUCAACGUAGACGAACACUGCUCCACAACCGCCGCCACCACCACACAGAGGACAACCAUAUCUUCCUCUGCUUACUUGAGUAAAUCUGCCUUCCUGCCAAGUGCCUGCUUCCUGCUCUGCAUCUGGCUCAUAGCGAUGGCUAAGGACUAAACUACAUCUAGUAGAGGCUAUUAUCCCCACUGGCACCAUCUCUCCCUACUA